AUGGGUAAAAGAAAAGCCGCCAAGAAGCCCGUUGCCAAGAAGAAGGCUGAACCUUUAUCGAGUGUCUUCAAAUGUCUCUUUUGUAAUCACGAGAAAGCCGUCACGGUCAAGCUUGACAAGGCGACAAUGUUUGGAAACUUGCAUUGCAAAGUAUGUGGUCAGAAGUACAGUGCGCCUAUCAACAACCUGUCUGCGGCUGUUGACGUUUACUGCGACUGGGUGGAUGCCUGUGAAGAAGUACGAGAGAAGCAGCCCCCCAAACAACGUGCCCCUAGAGGACCCGAUACUCUCACACACGGCCAGGCUGGAGGAGCCAACUUUACUGAGAAACGUGCACCCAAGCGUACCAACGACGACGAUGACGAUGAAGAUGAAGAGCAGGACUACAACUUCAACUAUGAAGAACAGGAGGAGGAAGAGGACAGACGGCAAGAGGAUAGAGGGAAGAGAAGAAGAGUACAGCAGGACACUGACGACGAGGAGGACUAG
Molecule: messenger RNA, 489 nt
Organism: Cryptococcus amylolentus CBS 6039
Lineage: Eukaryota; Fungi; Basidiomycota; Tremellomycetes; Tremellales; Cryptococcaceae
Exons: 6
Coding region: 1-489 (162 amino acids)
Biological process (GO): transcription elongation by RNA polymerase II
Cellular component (GO): transcription elongation factor complex
Molecular function (GO): RNA polymerase II complex binding
Source: RefSeq, a predicted model, not a curated record